Messenger RNA from Trichobilharzia regenti, 4326 nucleotides. The record is from the annotation of a GenBank genome assembly. Lineage: Eukaryota; Metazoa; Platyhelminthes; Trematoda; Strigeidida; Schistosomatidae.
AUGAGCUGUGCUGUGGAUAUUUAUGAUUCAGCUCCUCAUUUUCAAUGGAUUACCCGUGGGAACGGUGGAGGUGUUGGUACAACACCGGUCAGUGUUGGGAAAGCUCAACUGUUGGAUUCCAUGCGUUUUACAAUCCAAGAUCUUGUUCAACAGGAAAGUUGUAUUGGAUCAUCCAACUAUCCAGUUGAUAAACCAUCACGUCUAGUUCAAAUUGAAUGUCGUAAACCAGGAUGUCGUUGUGUAUUGAAAAAUGAACGUGCUCUAGCUAUGAAAAUUGUACCAGGUGUCACAUUGGUACAGGGAGAAUGGUUAUUACCAAACAAUGUUGCUGGCAAAUCGAAUUGGUCUCAAACAUCUCAACAUAUGACAAAUCCUCUCUCAAACAACAAAAGUAGUAGUUGUUGUAGUAGUCAAAAUGAUGUAAAUGGCAGUCAGUUUGGAUCUGCGUGCUCACAGUCAGUUGUUCUUACCUCAUGUUGUCCAUCUUGGUUUGAAUUAGUUCGUCGAAGUGUAAUUGGACCAACUGAUACUGGUUCACAAAUAUGUCCUGAAGUUCCAGUUUGGUCUAGUUGUAAAGCAGUAUGGAGAGCUAAACCAAAAUUUAUUCUACUACGUAAAGAAACUCAAUGUCUAUUCGCUACUAAUGCUCAAUCUCUUAUUAUGAGUUCAGCGGAUUUACUUAAAAAAGAUGAUCGUACCACUUUAACAUUGGAUGCAGAUAAUAUUGGGCUUCUACGCCCCGGAACUGUACUUCAAUUGAUUGAUUGUCGUCUGUGUCGUUUAAUUCAUAAAGAUGAUCAAACUACUGCUUCUUCCUCUUCCUAUCGAUUUUCUUCACGUUAUCGAUCGAAACCAGUUUCUAUGCUUCAGUGUUCAGUAGUCGGUGGAAAAGCGCUAGCUGCCUUAGCUGCUUCCAUUACAAAUUUAUCACCUCAGGAUGCUUUAAAUUGGUUCAGUACUGGUCCAAGGUUAGUCUAUUUAUCUUUAGCUUCAAAAUCAAUAAUGUGUAGUCCUGUAAAUAUUUCAAAUUGCUCAAGUGUCAAUACCGUCAAUACUGCUAAGCAUUCUAGUCAUACUGAUCAAAGUAUCACUGAUAAUCAUAAUUACAGUAAUAAUAAUGGUGUUCAUAGUAUAUUAUCAUUGUUAAGCACCUAUCAAUUGCCGAUAAUUACACGUCCUGUUGUUGGAUUACGUUCAAGUGAAUGGUUCUUUAUGGGCCGACUGACAAAUCAGGCUAUGAUAUCUAAUUCAGAUUCUGUAAAUAUGCAUUCACUACUACAAAUAUUCUCCUGUCAUCAUGGUGAUUUAAUAUUCUUAGAACCACUCUCUGAUUGUACUGGAUCAAUAUAUCAAAAUGAAUCAAACAUGUCAGGGAAAAGUCGUUUCUUUGUCGUGACUACAGAUAUGUUAAUGCAGCAUUAUUUUCUAGUCGCUGAUUCCCCUACAUGUGCACUGUAUAGUCGAGAACUUGAAACUCACGCUUUUCGUGUUUCACAUUUCUUAGCUGCAUGUCAUCCUGUCCAAGGAUUAACUUAUAUCCUGAAACAUUUGGAAGAUAUAAGUCAUUCAUCAAAUACUGGUCCUUCAUACACCCCGUUGACUAGAACACUUGGACCGAUUACAAAUCGAUUUGGUACAAUUGCUAUUCAAUCAGCUGUUACCAGUAUAGCAGCAAUUGCAUCGUUGGCAAUGCAUGAAGAACACAAUGAUAUUCCGAAUGAUCCAUAUCAUCAGUUGAAUGAAAUUCAGCCGAAAAUAUUAAAUUAUUUAUCAUUGAAUUCUACUACUACCACCGUUAUUGGUGCUUUAUCCUCUUCAUCUUCUCCACAAAUCGAUAAUAUUGAUUUUUAUCAUUCAACUAAUUGUUUAAAUACACAUUUAUAUAAUACACAUUCAAGUCUUUCUUCAUCAAUAUUUGCUAGUGAAACAGAUGAAAUGAAUGCAUUAUGUGAUGAAAUUGAAGAUAUUUACUUUUAUGUACGUAAUGGUCAUUUUCCUAUGCAUUCACAUUCCUUAUCCUCAUUACAUCAACGUCAUGAAGAGAAAAGUUUGAAUGCAUCAGCACCUAUCUCCCCCUAUUUAAAUAAAUUACAAUCAAUAAAUCAAUACAAUUCCAAUAAAAAAAUUAAUAAUAAUAAUAGUUAUAAUCCAGUGUUAAUUGAACAUGAAAUACGAAAUAAUAAUAGUAAUAAUAAUAACAAUAAUUGUCCAGUUAAGAUAACGAGUAAAGCACCAGUUUUAUUAAUUCGUCCGAAACCUUAUGAAAAUUGUUCAACCAGUGGAGAUGGGAUUAAACAGUUUACUUCAACGUCUAUACAACAACCACCACCGGCUCAAUCAUGGAAUCAAUUAAAUGUGAACUAUUCCACUGGACAUAAUAAUUCCUAUUAUCCGCAUUAUCAACAGUCUAAAGAAUUGAAUUUUACGCCUAAACCAUGGCAACCGAUAACCAAUGAUCAGUCGUCUCGUUGUCAUGUUAAAUCUAGACCGAUGGUGAAUAAUAAUGCUAAUAACAAGUCUAACGUAUUUCCGAAUACUUCGACCACUUCUGCUACUUCUACCAGUGCCAAAAUCAAUAAUAAUAAUAAUAGUGGCAAUUCUAUGGCAUUUAUUAAUUUAACCCCUUCAUCUGUUCAUCAGUGUAAUCAUUCGGUCAGUGUCACUUCUUCUACAUCUUUGACGUCAUCUUAUGAAUAUGGAGCUAGUCGUCCACCGCCACCUACGACGACAACAACGACAUCAAGGACAGCACAGCAUUUCAUACAAACUAUCCCUCCUAAACUCUACAUCAAUAAUAAUGAAAAUGGAGUCGCGAGUAUGCAUAAAAGUAACCACCUGAUUCAACAAUCUAUGUACUCCUCUAAUCUCCCCGCAGUAACACUGUCCACCUGUAAUGGAAAUCAAUUAACCAGACCAUUGUUUAUGACUACUUCAACAAGUAUGCUGGACAAACAAAACUGUGCACGCUAUACGAAUGAAAAUCCUAAUUACAGUGAGGAAUGUAUUUAUGAUGAACCCAAAGAGGUGAAUUAUUCAACGCAACCGUAUAAGAUCACUACUGUUACCGCUGCUAAUGAUUAUAGUCGAGGGAAUAAAAUGCCGGCGUUCACGACUACUAACGACAUAUCUUACUAUCCGCCUAUACCUAGACAGAGUAUAUCAUCACCAAGUCAGAAUAGGCGUCAUCUAAGCUUGUCUACAUCGCAUCUUUAUCCGUCGGUCAGUAUGAAUUCGACAACCAAUCAACCGGUGUAUGAAAGUGAUAUGUCGUUUUUGGAUGGUAAUAUCUGCUGUCCAACAAUAACAACAUCUCAUCUUAUCAUUGGUGGCCUCACUACUCCGAAUACCACUACAAUGACGAAAGACAUUAACCACAGGAGUACUACAGCCUUCCAUUCAAUUAAUAAUUUGUCAAAUGAUGAUGGAAUGACAACUUCUAUGAUCAAUCGUAUUAAGAUUAUUCCACGAAUGGGUGAUUCAUCAAACUACACUACUGCUUUACCCAAUAAUAAUACCAAUAAUAGCAGCCAUGAGACCCAUUAUUUCCCCACGAAUACUGCUGACUCAUCUAAUUGUAUGACCACCAGUUCUAACAGUCAACUACACCAAGAACAACCGCCACCACCUUCUAUGCCACUUUUAUAUAAUAUCCCAUCAGUAAGAACUCCUAGGACACCUAGUCGUACAUCACGUCUUUACCAAUCCACAAUCCUGCCUUCAUCAACUAGUAAUGAUCAGAAACAACAGGUAUCAUUUGUGCAUAGGCCUUAUCCGUUUAUCCGAUCAUCGAAUAAACAGAUCAACUCUGGUUGCUAUGAUCCCUCGGCGCUGUCAAACACUGCACUGUUACAGUCACCACGACACAAAUCUACUGAGCUGACAAAUUCAUCACCGGACACAGGUAUUGGUGUAGAGAGUAAUUAUGAUCAACAGAUCACAUCAGGUGGUGGUUGUGGCGGGGGUGGUGGAGGGGGGUGUUUUAUGCCUUUAAAUGCUUAUCAUCAUCAUAAUCAUCAUUCUUCGUCCUCUUCAACAAAUCUGAUGAUGCCUAAAAUUGUCUGGUCACCAAUAGUAGAAUCGAAUAGUCUUCAACAGCGCCAAGAUUCAGAGACUUGUGUGAAAACAAGUAUUAGCGGUAGCAGUAGUAAUUAUGAAAAUCAAUCAGGGAAACAAUCGAUUUCGUGUAAACUAACCAGGUUGUUUGUAAACAAUGCUUAUUUGAACAAUACUAUUGGGACUACAAAUACUUCUACUACCACCACGACCACAGCGAUUACUAAUCACAAUAAUAAAAGUGCUAGGAAUCAACCACUUUAUCGAUUUUAA